Molecule: messenger RNA, 4905 nt
Organism: Babesia ovata
Lineage: Eukaryota; Apicomplexa; Aconoidasida; Piroplasmida; Babesiidae
Product: Ribosome-binding protein 1
Exons: 1
Coding region: 1-4905 (1634 amino acids)
Source: RefSeq, a predicted model, not a curated record
AUGGAGAAGCAUGACAUUCCGCUUAACACCCUCAAGGAGUGUCUCAUGUUCCUGGAGUGGUUGCAUGAUGAGGAAGGAAAAAAGAUGCAAACCCAGGUGGCUUUAGAUUUAUAUGGGCGUAUCAAGCAAUAUUUUAAAGAGGAUCAGAAUAAUUUUUCCCUAGUCAACGUUGAAAAGGGCUUGUCCGCUUUCCUCACCACCGUGUCGGCGUUCUACACGAGGUUAUGCAAAGACCCAGCGCCUGGCAAAAAUGUUAAUAAACAACCGAAAGAGAUUGUGGACGCUCUCCUGGAGUGUCUGCCCAAGUUCCUCGCUGCCAUAUAUUUUUUGGAGUACUGCGUGAAUCCGGCUUUCAAAACGCUGGGCGGCGGGUGGUGGGAACAGAACUGGCCUGCGUGGAAUGAUAGUUCUGGCGGCGAUCUCGCUAAAUAUCUCUACGCGACAACUACCGACCGAAAGUACAGCCAAAUCCCCGGGUUGAUACCCGGAGGCUUCGGUAAAGACGAUCAGGUGAUAUACUAUACACUUGGGAGUGGAUACUACCAGGGUGCCCAAAUGUCUGGGGACCUACAAAAGAUUGUGGACAAACAGUUCUACAAUUUUUUCCGCAGCGUGUUUGUGAGCUCCGUUAUUGGAGAAUCGGCCAAGCGUCCAGAGAACGCCGCGAAUUCUCUUGUGUUGGCGAGAACCUUUUGCGAUAUUGUUCUUGGGGAAGAAGACCAUGAGAAAGGUGGAAGCUUGAUAACAGCAUUAAAUGAAGGCUUACGCCAACAAGUGAGGUCAACAGAUAAAUCCAUCUGCUGGGCAGAUCUCAAAACCCACUGCGCUAAGCUUCGAGGACAAUUUAACAGAUUGUUCGCCAAAAAACGCUUUGACUUCACAGGACAGUCGACGGAUACCGGAAACUUAAAAAAGGCGGACUUUGCAAACAGAACAGCGGAUUGGUUGAGAACCUAUCUGAACACAGUGCGGGGAAAAUUGAAUCAAAUUAAAACAGAUAACAUUCUCAACGGCCAUCUUGGAAAAUAUUUUACCGAUAAUCUUUUCCCCUACGGAUUCACAUUUGAUGGAGAAAGCCGCUUCCAUAUGUCGCCAGAGGAAGUGCAGGAUUUGAUGACGGAUUGGCGUGAGGUGAUCGAUGUGCUCAGGAAAGGGAAUGACGGUUUGGAUAAGCUUAAACAAAUUUUGGAAGGUAAAGAAAGAAAAUCAUGUCCACCGGAUCCUCCUAAAAUGCCGGAGCCCCCGCCACCAGCGGUCCCCGAAGCCCCCAAGGAGGUUGUGCCGGAGAAGAAAGUUCCGGUUGUGCCACCCAAAAAGCCUGAGGUCCCGCCUGCCAAGAAUCAUGAAGGGAAUCAAAAUCAAGGCAAGAAAGCGGAGGGAGCACAGAACCAGGGGAAGAAAUCUGAGGGAGCACAGAACCAAGGCAAGAAGGCGGAGGGAGCACAGAACCAAGGCAAGAAAGCGGAGGGAGCACAGAACCAGGGGAAGAAAUCUGAGGGAGCACAGAACCAAGGCAAGAAGGCGGAGGGAGCACAGAACCAAGGCAAGAAAGCGGAGGGAGCACAGAACCAGGGCAAGAAAAGUGAGGAAAAUUCACCUUCACCAGAGGUCAAGUCUGUUAAACUUUCGCCUUCCGGUGAUACAGGAGCUCCAGGUCCGCACGGGCCUCAUGGUCCAGAUCCUCCGGCGUCCCCUAGGCCUAUAACUUCACCAGUUGGACAGCCUUCAGCUCCACCUCCAGCUCAGCCUGCCGGUGAUAUAGGAGAUGCAGGCCCGCCAGGGCCUCCUGGUUCAGUGACUCUGGCUUCUUCUUCGACUCAUGAUACAUCAAGGAGCCAAGUGGUACAAGUUCAACAAGCUGAUACAGUACAGCCAAUUAGUCCCCCUCCAAGCGCUCCCUCCAGUGCUCCUGCUGCAGCCACAGGCCCCACUGCUAAGCCAGGUCCCCCGGGUCAGGGUUCACAGGGCGAUGAUGCUCCAGGUUCAAAGCCUGUUUCCCCUAAAGUCACAGUUCCUGUUCAGAGUACGAGUGUUUCAGGUCCAAGCGCUGGGUCAACUGAUGAUCAGGGGGCUGGGCAACAUGGUAGUGGAGGGGCUGAUCAAGGCGGUGGUCAAACUGCAAGCAGCGGUGCUACUACGUCGGCUGGUAAAGGUGGGAGUGGAGGGGGGCAAAAUCAGACUCCGUCUAAUAAUGUUAAUAAGUGUAGUGAUGGUUAUACAUUUAUAGAAAAAGCUUUGAAUGAACAUGGUUACUGUCUUCCCGUUAAUAAGGUGACACGUCGUCCUACCUUUAAGCUCAAUAAUCCCGACCUCCAAAAUAAAAUUGACAAUAUAGUUCCGCAUAACGAUUUACUUGAGAAAAGUAAAAAUCAUCAAACUACACGAAACAGAAAUAUUCCUGGUCCUCAACCUCCCGUUCCUCCCCCUCAGCCGACCGGUGGCCGUACUGGUCAUCACAGUCCGCCCGUUGAUCCACGGGGGAGGGAUGCAGGUCAGCGGGGUGGAGUUGUUCCGACUUACAUAUUUCCAGGUGGCGCAGUGGUAGAAGAAAAGCCGCCGGAACCCAAACCGUUGACUCAAUAUGAUAUCAACGCAUUAACGGGUGUCACGGGUAAGGUUGCCCCGGGAUUAAUUAUGCAGUCCAUUCAUGAUGGUCAAAAAAUUAAUGAGGCCCGCAACGCAGUUGACAGGCGUCGUGCACGCAUAGCAGAUGAGGAGAGAAAUUUUCGAAGUAGAAUUCAGCAACAGAACAACGAUGCCCAUACGGCAGAGAGAGGUCGAAUUCCAUCGCACGUUGUGGAUUUAGAUUUCAUAAGAGUCCCAAGACGACAUCGAGACGGUUUUAAUCCUGACGUUCCUUUCCUUAACGAGCUAGAUGCGCAUUACAACAUGCCGCUACUCAUAGACAGAGGGCCAACCGACACAGUCAUACAACGUGAAAAUAUGCGUCCGCUUCCGGAGGGAGUUAAACCGGGCGAUGACUUGGAAAAUAAGCUGGCGUUAGAAGCUGAAAGCAAAAGUGCCGUUUACGGGGACGUUCACAUAUCCGUUCAGAAGCCGUCGUAUAAUGAGUCACAUGAUGAUUCCGACCAAUUUGAUCUCCACAUCGACGUCCCCAAGCCCACUGUGCAAGACCCCGUCUACGACUGGGAUUUCGAUGUUGACUCGACGCAUAUAAAAAAUGCGAUACCAAAUGACCCAAUCGUUCCAUCUACCACCGCUGCCGAUCUGAAUUUUGAGUUUAUAGAAUAUCUACCGCGUUUGCCACCCACAGACUUCGACAGAAGUAAAAUCAAGCAACCAAAAGUAGAAAUGUGUAUGCCAGAUUGGUCUACCCAGAAACCUACGCAUGACUCUGCCGAUAUCCCCGACACCGAACUGUUCCCCGCCGAGGCGCCGCGCACGGUCAGGGAUAUGCUUGUUUGGAUGGCAGGACUGCAUAACCCAAAACACCAAGAGACUCUGAAACUGUGUAUUACUAACGCUUUCAAGCGCGGCGAUGAUGACCCUUCAGAUCUCCGACUCUCAGUCAACAAUUCUGAAAUUACCCCUCAACAAGUUUUUCAGAUCUUAAAACUUGCCGCCGUGUUCGCGUCUUCAGUGCUCAAUUCCAUCGCGCCUAAGUGGAGGAUGGCAGUGUCGUCUGUAACUUCAACGCCUAAGGACUCGGACCAAUCCAAGGACCCUGAUUGCUGCGCCCUCCUCUGCCAGCUGCGGGACUACUCCUACGCCUGCUGCCACCAGUUGACUUUCUUAAAGUUACAGUGUUCUCGGGAGCAGUCACAGGGUGGUUGGCAGCAUUGUGAUUAUGGCCAUGGUGUAUCAUCUCCCAACUCCCCCCUCCAGGCCUUUUUGACCGACGCGUCUCCCUUCAAGACUCACCCCUUCGACUCGUGCAACAUCUGCCGCAAGAGCCGUGUCAACAUGGGAUUCAAGCACAGUGAUUUGCCUGUAUCUCAGCAAACUGGCAACAUACUCAACGACAUCCUCUCUCCCAUCUGUGGCGGUAAUGACCCCCUGCUGACAUUGUCCUCUUACCUCAACUGCCUCACCAGGCGGACGCCGCGCACUACCGGGGAGCUUGCCUCGUUCUUCCACAAUUUUGGGAAUGAGCUGCACAAGUCUACUUCACAGUUGUCUCCACUGGGUUCCGCCCUCUCCAGUCAGCAUGACGACUGCCCCGACUGGGACUGUCUUGGGGAGGAAGAUCUACAAGCCGUCCGGGGCAUCCGGGGCUCCGCCCCUCCCAACUCCAUCCACGACCACAACGACAACCAAGACCAUCCCAAGACCCUGUCGUCUCUUCUUGGCUGCGACAUCGAUAAUGCCAACUGCCCACAACAUCUCUCGCCCAUCACCUACCGGGCCUACGCCCUGUACUCCACGGCCUUCGCCCACCACUACCUCAGCUGGGCGGUGUACCUGGCAGACAGACUGUGGGAGUCCCUGCUCAAGAUGCACUAUGAUCUCGAGAAGCUUCAAUGUCACGACUCCAAGUCCAAGCCUCUCCACCAGUGUGACAAGGCCCUGCCCCUCCUCUACCGUCAUGGCAUCUCCCCGCCAGACGGGGUAACGCAGUCGUCACUCACGUGCUCGGACGUCGUCACCAAGUUGGAAGAAGUGGUCGCCGGACAGCCUAUCGCAAGCCUCAUGACCUGUAUGGACACAUUCCUCUACAAUAUCAGGAUGCCCUUCCUCUACACUGUGUUCACACUCUGGCUCAUCGCCACGCUCUACAUCCUCCACUCGCUCCUCUACCGCAUGGACGUGCUGCGCAUACGCUCCCACCUCCUCACCACCAGGACCUCCCACCUCAUCGACGUCAAGGCGCUGCUCGCCGGCAGCCGCAGGAUGCUCUCACUCUACAAGGACGUCGACUACUUCGACGACGACUUUCGCUCAUGA